CUAUUUUCAUUUCACAUCUCUCUUCAAUUAUAUAUCAUCUUCAAGUUCCUAUUCCUACUCUCUCUCUAAACCAAUUAUCUGUUUUUCUCAUCAAGUUUAAUGUCUAGUGAUCACCAGAGUAAGGGAAGAUCAGAAAUAGGUGAAGGAUCAUCAAGAGGUGGUCUACUUAUACCUUCUGAUCAUCCACAACAACCACCACCAGCACCACCGCAGCUAAGCCGGUAUGAGUCACAGAAGCGGCGUGAUUGGAACACUUUCGGACAGUACUUGAAGAACCAAAGGCCACCAGUGGCUUUGUCCCACUGCAACUACAGUCAUGUACUAGAUUUUCUUCGGUACCUUGACCAAUUUGGAAAGACUAAGGUUCACUUACAAGGUUGUGUUUUCUACGGUCACCCGGAUCCGGCUGGCCCAUGUAGUUGCCCUCUUAGGCAAGCAUGGGGUAGCCUUGAUGCCCUCAUCGGGCGCCUGCGGGCAGCUUAUGAAGAAAAUGGUGGAUUGCCCGAAAUGAACCCGUUUGCUAAUGGCGCAAUACGGGUUUAUUUGCGGGAAAUUCGUGAUUCGCAGGCGAAAGCAAGAGGGAUCCCUUACAAGAAGAAAAAGAAGAAGAGAAAUCAAAAGGCAAACGAAGAAACAUCGAGUUUUCGAAUGCAACAAUCAUGAUCUAUGCUUCUUCAAUACUGUUGCUUUUAAGAUGGAGAUGGACACACAAGAUUUGAAGCUCUCAAAAUAUGUCACCAACUUCCAUUAUUGGGUGGACACAAAUUGCUCGAAGCUCAUUGAUGCAAAUGCCCGAUUCUCUACAGGUCUGGUUUGGUUAUGGUGAUAUAUAAUCAGUUAAUAAGAGAAUAAUCUAUAUAUUAUAUAUAGAAGAUAUUUAAAGAUGAUAAGUCGAUGUCUAUCCAUCUAAAUUAAGUUAUUGUCUAAAUUAGAUGUUUUUCAUGCUUGUUAAAUUUGAAAAUGGGUUCUGGACUAUACUUAAUUA
Molecule: messenger RNA, 985 nt
Organism: Helianthus annuus (common sunflower)
Lineage: Eukaryota; Viridiplantae; Streptophyta; Magnoliopsida; Asterales; Asteraceae
Product: protein LIGHT-DEPENDENT SHORT HYPOCOTYLS 10
Exons: 2
Coding region: 100-663 (187 amino acids)
Biological process (GO): response to light stimulus; mRNA transcription
Cellular component (GO): nucleus
Source: RefSeq, a predicted model, not a curated record